Molecule: messenger RNA, 363 nt
Organism: Orbilia oligospora ATCC 24927
Lineage: Eukaryota; Fungi; Ascomycota; Orbiliomycetes; Orbiliales; Orbiliaceae
Exons: 2
Coding region: 1-363 (120 amino acids)
Source: RefSeq, a predicted model, not a curated record
AUGACUUCAGCCACACACACAAAGCAAAUAGCCUCGACCGCCUUAGCGUCUUUCUUACAGGCUCGAACCGCUGAGGUUCCGACCAGUGAUGUCUCCCGUGCCCUUCGCCGGAAGCAACAGCGGGAGUGUAAGAAGCGCUCACGCAGCAAUUCCGCUGUCGACCCCGGGGAGAAAGGCAAUUCGGAAUUUAAGCUCUCUAAGACGAUUUCCAAGAAGGAUCCAAGAAGGUCCACCAUAAGCAAGGAGGAGCGAGAUAUCAGACAAAGGAUACUACAAAUGCGAGAGAAUAAGCGCAAGGGGAAGCCGAUUAUCCAGCCAAAAAACUCUGCCGUUGAUAGUGACGAGAGUGAUGAUGAUUUUUAG